UUCGCAUGCAAGCUGAUCGUGGUUUUGCUUUUGUGAAACUAGACUCUCACGAGAAUGCUGCGAAUGCAAUCGUAAAUUUGCAAAAUACGAGUAUCAAUGGGCGAAUUAUUAAAUGCUCAUGGGGAAAAGAUAGGGCACCAGAGCAAGCCACGGCUUCCUACCAUACAUAUGGUGUACCAAGUACGGCUUACAACUAUCCAUACGGAUAUUAUAGUAAUCAUACUGCACAUCCUUAUGCCACACCCGUAAGUGAAAGUGGAUAUGAUCUUCCACCUGGCAUGUCUGCGCCACCGCCAUCUUUAGCAUCUCUUGAUGGUGCUGCUGCUGCUGCGGUAGUCGCAGGUCAACAACAACAUCCUACUGCUAAUUGGGAGCAAUAUUCUUAUAACGGAUAUGACGCGUAUGGUCAAUACUUUCCGUACGGCUACAACCAACCCACUGGUGCAGGUGCUCCUGGCGCUCCGGGGAUGGGAACCCCGACUAGUUCACACACAGUUACUGGAAGUCAUCCGCCUUCAGUUGGUAGUCAUGGUCCUUCUGGUGGAA
Racocetra persica is the source of this 546-nucleotide messenger RNA. The record is from the annotation of a GenBank genome assembly. NCBI's taxonomy places the organism in Eukaryota, Fungi, Glomeromycota, Glomeromycetes, Diversisporales, Gigasporaceae.